Messenger RNA from Lepisosteus oculatus (spotted gar), 5303 nucleotides. It is a transcript of the gene klhdc3, whose product is annotated as kelch domain containing 3. The record is from RefSeq and is a predicted model, not a curated record. Gene Ontology annotation, cellular component: cytoplasm. Gene Ontology annotation, molecular function: protein binding; chromatin binding. Lineage: Eukaryota; Metazoa; Chordata; Actinopteri; Semionotiformes; Lepisosteidae.
GUGAGCAAUGUUAAAUCAUCACCACAGGGGUGUGAAAUACGUGCUUUGGUAGUUUUUUAAUCCAUUUAAUCGGUUUCGAAUUGCCGUAUCGCUGGCUUCUGUGGUGUGUGUAUCUGCCGUACACAAAAUCAGUUGUGAUUUGCCGGCCUUGGACCUUGGUCCUUUGAAUAUCUGAGUUGGACCCAUCUGUUGUUAGUCUUGCAGGAAGGUUCACGCUGUGGGCUCAUCAUGUACAUAGCAUAACUUUUAGCGAUUGUCUCAUGAAAAUGAUUAUUAGUAUUCUCGGGGGGGGAGUUAAUCAAUAAAAUCAAAGUACCACCUUUCGAAGUGACAUUAGUGCAUCCCCUCUAAUCUAAUAGCUGGACCGGUGAGCUGUGUUUAGUAAAUGUCAGAUGUCAGGUUGAAGCCUGCCCCGUGCUAUGUAGUUCACUGCUGGAUGAAGUAUGUGCCAGAAAUAGAGAAGUCUAUAUGGAAUACAAAGUGCUGAGGUUUAUUUUAGGUGUAGGAAGAGGCUCAGAAGCACAUGAACAGUGGCAGCAGAAAUGGCUAUUCGGGACGGGCCAUGACCACGGCGUGACGGCGGCCGGGCCGGCGAGGGGCGCGAUGCUCUAGAGCGGCUGGGCGGGGACGUCUCCGGGAGGGAAUGUUGCGCUGGACGGUGCACCUGGAAGGCGGGCCGCGGCGGGUCAACCACGCGGCCGUGUCCGUGGGGCACAAAGUGUACUCCUUCGGCGGCUACUGCUCGGGGGAGGACUACGAGACCCUGCGGCAGAUCGACGUCCACGUCUUCAACGCAGUGUCUCUCCGCUGGACGAAGCUGCCCCCCGUGAGGACCGGCGGGAGGGAGCACGCGCGGGAGGUUCCCUACAUGAGAUACGGCCACACCGCCGUGCUGGUGGACGACACCAUCUACAUCUGGGGAGGGAGGAACGACACGGAAGGGGCCUGCAACGUGCUGUACGCCUUCGACGUCAACACCCACAGGUGGUACACGCCCAAGGUUUCGGGAACGAUCCCAGGAGCUCGAGAUGGUCAUUCAGCCUGCGUCCUGGGAAAGACCAUGUACAUCUUCGGGGGAUACGAGCAGCUUGCCGACUGUUUUUCGAAUGAUAUCCAUAAACUGGACACGAUGACAAUGUGCUGGUCUUUAGUCAAUACAAGGGGCACCCCAGCUCGCUGGAGGGACUUCCACUCUGCCACCGUCAUCGGCACGAAAAUGUACGUGUUCGGUGGCCGGGCGGAUCGGUUCGGACCGUUCCACUCGAACAACGAAAUAUACUGCAAUAAGAUUAAAGUGUUUGACACAGAAACCAACUGCUGGCUGGACUCCCCAAACACCCAGCUCCUUCCAGAGGGCAGGAGAAGCCAUUCAGCCUUUGCCUACAAUGGUGAAUUGUACAUAUUUGGUGGUUAUAACGCACGGCUGGAUCGACACUUCAGUGAUCUCUGGAAGUUUAAUCCAGAGAGCUCCUCCUGGAAGAAGAUAGAUCCCAAAGGAAAAGCUCCGUGUCCCCGAAGAAGACAGUGCUGCUGCAUGGUGGGAGACAAGAUUAUCCUCUUCGGAGGCACCAGCCCGUGUCCAGAACAGGGAAUGGGAGAUGAAUUCAACCUCAUGGAUCAUUCUGACUUGUACAUCCUAGACUUCAGCCCCAAUCUGAAGACAUUAUGCAAAUUAGCUGUUAUUCAGUACAGUCUGGACCAGUCUGGGCUCCCACAUGACAUCAGGUGGGAGCUGACAGCUAUGACAACUAACAGCAACAUCAGCCGACCGAUUUUAUCCUCUCAUGGCUGAGUCCACUCAUCUAGACCUCGUGGUCUUGCUGGCCGCACAAAACCCAAGCAGGACUUUUGAUUAUCUGUAAAUUGUAGAGCCAGGGUGUGUUCACGGGGAAAAAUUGCUAAUUGCUCUUCAGUUACGGAAACUUACAAAAAUGCAGUACAGAUUUUCUACAUGGAUCCAUCUGGAUUUCACUUGGACUGUUCCAAUGUUCUCAAACUGCAGAAAAAGUGCCCAUUCUGUUUGUGUUUUAGCAUCCCUUUGAUCUAUAGACACUGUGCGUUAUGCAUCUACAGUAUACAUUGUGUCUCCUCUCGCCUACAAAUCUCAAUUUUAAAACCAUUGUUUUGUUUAUUAAGGGCUCUAAAAUUUGUAUGGUUGAAUAAAAAGAAGUAUGAGGUGAAAAUGACUACUGAAACAAAUAGGUUGAAGAGCAUAUAUCGAAUUCAGUAUUUACUUUAAGGAAGGUUUUUAACAUUCUAUCGAGAGAAAAAGGCAACACUUCUCGUUUCCUCCCUUUUCUCACAAGCAUCAGCAUAUUCUCAAAAACCGCAGGGUUCUGAGAUUGAAGGAUCAGCGCCCCCUCCCAAUAACCAGUACAUGCAGUUGAUUAAUUUCAUUUUGUAGACACAGAUAGUUACUUCUUUAGACUGGAAAACUGCACAUACCUUCUUAUUGGAUUGUUUUGUACAUGCUUGAGGCAAAAUCUUUCCAGUGCUGGGUGGUCUUCCUUUUCUAUUAACCAUAUAGCAUAUUUAUGCCAGCAUUGGGAAAUGUGUCUUGGGUGCAAAAUAUCACCUCAACUUGCAUGAAAUCUGCACAUUUACAUCAGUGUUUUUUUUUCUGUUCUGCACUGAGCACUGCAGCCACUGCUGAAGGAAAUUACUGCUGUCCUUUCGCCUUCCUGUCCAAUGCCCAUGAUGUUCUUGAGUCACAUUUUUUCCCCACAGUAGCUCAUCACAUCCGCUGUAUGACGCUGAAGAGGAACAGCAAAGAAGCACCCUGCACAUGCAGGUAUAUGACCCACAUCACAGCGAUGCAUGCUACCAUGUGUUCACCGAGUGUACAGAUCUGCCUUGGGUGUACUGUACCUAGAGUAUUUUUAUAUGCAAACAAAGUACCUUGUAACCUUGAAGUGUUAUCUUCUUUUAAUACCUUUUGUGAGGCUUAAUAAGCUGUAUGUCUAGCAAUCCUCUUUUGUAAAUUUUAAUACCAAAUGUUUUAAUGUGAAAUUCACCACAGAAGACUUUAUUUUUAACAAAGGCACUUUGAGGGAGCUGGCACAGUACUGUAUAGUACUGUAUUGAGGUGCAGCCCUCAUUGAACUGGUAUUUCUUUGGGUUUGUUUUUCCAGAUGUUUUUGUCAAAGAAGUGCUGGAUUUCUCCACGCCGUUGAAUUUAACCACCUACUAUAGCAGUGUACCUACUGUAGCACCUUAUUAAUCAACAAUAAGAUAUUGUGUUAAGACUGCAGUGACUCUACUGUUGUCCAAAGUGUGUGUUUUUUUUUCCAUGUUGCUUAGUACGUUAAAUCAUCUAAAACGCUAGUCACUCAUUUUGGAUUACACAAAUUAAACACCUGAGAGAAUGGUGGUUAUAACACAAUCUACUGUGUGUUUUCCUGAAGCGAUGCAUGCAUCAGAAAACAAAGAAAUGCUACAACUCUAAUGAUGGUUUAAUAGGUAAAGGUAUAUAUAAUAGCACUCAGACAACGACUGUUAUGUUCAGCUGACUAGAAUUCAUUCAUUUGAAGUUACAAUUCAGCUGGAGUGUCAUAAAUAAAAUGUUCAACCCCAUGAGUUUAAAGUAAAAAGUAGUAUUGGACUGAUCAUCUUGUGGGGCCAAAUACAGAAAAUGAGGAGAAAAACAGAUAUUCCCUGCACCGAUGAAGAGAAAAAUAAUGUAAAAAUAUGAUAGUUUCCAUCAAAUUGUGUUAUUGACUGAUUUUAACAGAUGUUUUUAUUAAUGGUGUUUUGGCGAUGUGAGGGGUAAAAACUAUUUCUUUGCAGGUUCUGGCAUGUAUGGAAUAUCAUAACACUUCUGCUAGCAGUCACAUGAGUGUUCAAUUUCUAAUUUGUGGUCUGCUUCCCUGGAGACUGGCAUCCUUUACAGGUCCUUUAAUUUUUAAUAUACAAUCAUAAUUAUGUAAACCGUGUUAACAUCCAGUUACUAAAAUGCCCAUUCAAGGGCUGUUAGUAAUUGGGUGUUAAGUAAAUGCAAGUUCUUUUCUCACCAGAAAAUUAACUUUAUGUAGUUCGAAUAAUCCCUAGCAAACGUGUUCACUGUAUUUUUUUUUAGAUCACUAAACGAGGAUAUGUGUAUUUCACCUGCAUUGUACGGCCCAAAGUGUGGAGUGAAAGUAUGUAGUUUAUAAUUUUUUUAAAGGUGUGCAAAACUUUACAAAUGAAAAAAAGAAGAUUGAACUUUUUGUCAAACAACUGUAUCAAAUAUCGAAUAAGAAUGUUCCAAAUAAAUGGUUGAAGGCAGCCUUAUGACCACUGUGCACACGUGUGCUUUACUGUAGGGCUCACCAGUGGAAUUUUAUGAAUAAUUAAUUUAAUUUAUACAGUGCUUUUCAACCCAGGGGAUUCCAAAUCGGUUUCCAUAUUCAGUGGGAGCAACAUCAUCCACCGCUGAAGAGUAUUCCUCACCUAGGUGACACAGAAACCAUUCUGUACCAAUUCUGUAGCCCCACUGCACACCAGAUCAGGUGGGUGAAGGAGUGAGAAAUUGCACGUGGUGUUUCAGAACAGCUUUUCACAUUAACAGUGAAAUAAAAUAAGUACCUCCUGUCACAGAAUUAAAAAAAAGUUGGUUUAGUUUUUACAGCUUUACAGUUACUGGAGUCAAACAGUACACAUCCCAAUAUUUAAAAGGGACCGAACAUUAAUUUAUCACAUCUCUAAAAUCUCUUUGAGGAAAUAAUAGUUCAGCAUUAGGCGGGGGCAAUUUCUUUUAAGACUUCAUGGGUUCAGUUCUUACAUUGGAUUUUACAUAAAAAAAUGAAUAGACUAAAACUUUGAGAUUACUAAAAUGAAUAUCAUUCAUUUUGUUUGUCUGUUUUUUAGAUUUUAUUUUAAUAGGCUUUUUUGCUGGGGUGUGUCAGGGGGUCAUUUUUCACAGGAUAGACCAUAAUUUAAGAUUAUCUUUCAAGGUAAAAAUGCAAACUGAAUUUAAAUGUUCUAAAGCUCAUCUUCACAAGUAUGUCAUUAUUCUGGAAAUCUCAAUGGAAAACAAAGUUUGUGCUUAUUUUCAUAAUACAGUUAAUCAACUUGCCAUGACAGUGGGCUCUUUAGGUUGUGGUAAUGUAAUGAAUGCAGAGUAAACAUACACUACUGCCCUAUAUCUUGUUUUGUUCAGACGGUAAUAUUCAGCAGAAAUACUAAAAAAUUGUUUUCCUAAAUUGGUGGUAUGGAAUGUAUUAACAUAAUGUGUGGAAUUUUAUGAGACUUUUGAGCUAUUGGUUUGAGAGUCUAGAUUAAUACUGCACUGAUGUAAUAAUUAAAGUUAAAUCUUUAAUAACAGA